AUGCGCUUGUCCCCACUUCAAGUCUGCAUUGGAGCUUUUGCUUCCGCAGCCGGGGCAACCACGGUCACGGACAAUGCGGCAUUCGCCUCCAACAAGACGUUUGACUUUGUCAUUGCCGGCGCUGGCCUGUCCGGAAUUACCGUGGCCAACAAGCUCAGCGGCCAAGGUCAUUCCGUGCUUCUGUUGGAAGCCGGCCCCGACGGCUCAUGGAAUCCAGCGAUAUGGGAUGUAGAGCGCUCAGUGUACCCAGCUGUGUUUUGCAACUGGAAGUACCCCGUUUACGACGACGCCGGGAAUAAACUCAACUCCACGAUUGACGCCGGCGCUUGCAUCGGCGGAUCAACAUCCAUCAAUGGAAUGGUAUGGUACAGGCCAACCAAGGCAGAGAUUGAUAAGCUGGAAACGCUGGGCAAUCCCGGGUGGAACUGGGACAAUCUCGAGCCGGUAGGCACCAGACUCAUCAUGGUUUCCAGAACAACGUUACGAUCAGCAACUAACCCUAACCCUAACCCCAAGUACAUGAAAGCAAUAGAGCGCAAUCACCCCCCAACAGCCGACCAAGUCGCCCAAGGGGCCGGCUAUGACCCAGAAGUGCACGGAUACCACGGACAAGUCAACACUUCGUUUCCUACGCCCAUGCGUAUUCCCAAGGCGGUACAGCUGUACAAGAAGGGCCUGCCUCUCGUGUUCACGGGGCUCGAGGUUGGAAAUGACCUCUCCAGCCGCACCUCGGUUGUAUCAGCGUCCACGUCCUGGACCAUCUGGAACGAUCCGGUGACGGGCAAACAUGUACGGUCUUCGGCCGCGGACGCCCUUCUCUGGGCGCCGGACCAGCAGAGGACAACCUUGACCGUGCUUGCCAACCAUACCGUCGCCAAGGUCACCUUUGACAAAGACCUCCAGGCCACUGGGGUUCUUUUUUCAAGCAGCUUGGCCAGAGACGCGGGAAAAGUUUACACUGUCAAGGCCAGAAAAUCCGUCAUCCUCUCCGCUGGUACAUUGGCCACGCCGGCGAUCCUGGAGCGCUCCGGGGUCGGAAGGGCAAGUGUCUUGUCGGCGGCCAACGUUGCACAGCUGAUUGAUCUGCCGGGCGUGGGUGUCAACCUCAAUGACCAACCCGGGUCUACGACAUAUGCUCACAUGUCUGAGAACCAUCAGAAUGACACCUCCCUGGUAGACGGUGGCAAGCUGUUUGGUCCAGAGAUCUCUUUGGUCAAUAUUGACGAGAUAUGGGCUACUGGUAGGGGUCCUUUCUUUGAAUCUGUGCCGGUUGCCGAGUUCAUCGCCGAGACGUACCCGGCCGUCUUUGGCGCCCCUUUCUGGCCUCUGAUGCCCCUGUCAAGAGGCCAUGUACAUAUUCAUUCUGCGGAUCCAUUCGAGGUCCCCGUCAUUACGCCCCGGUUCCUCACGGACCAGUUUGACCAGCAGGUAGCGGUUGCAGUGGCACGACUUUCGCCAGCGCUCUGGGCUAGUACGGCGUUUGAAGGGUUUGUAGACGACGCUUACUAUGACCCUGAGAUUGGGCCCAACGGUACCGACGCCGAGUAUCUCGCGUGGUUGAAAGGGACGGCCGGGCCUGCUAGUCACUGGAUUGGGUCGACGGCCAUGAUGCCACGGCAUCUGGGCGGCGUGGUGGACUCUCGACUACGGGUGUAUGGAGCUAAGAACCUCCGCGUUGUUGAUGCUGGGAUCCUCCCGUUUCAACUUACCUCGCACACGAUGUCGACUCUGUAUGCUGUUGCUCAAAAAGCAGCCCAGCUCAUCUUGGAGGACUGCAACUAG
Molecule: messenger RNA, 1782 nt
Organism: Metarhizium robertsii ARSEF 23
Lineage: Eukaryota; Fungi; Ascomycota; Sordariomycetes; Hypocreales; Clavicipitaceae
Product: Glucose-methanol-choline oxidoreductase
Exons: 7
Coding region: 1-1782 (593 amino acids)
Molecular function (GO): flavin adenine dinucleotide binding; oxidoreductase activity, acting on CH-OH group of donors
Source: RefSeq, a predicted model, not a curated record